Messenger RNA from Scatophagus argus, 9260 nucleotides. RefSeq names its product ankyrin 1, erythrocytic a (gene ank1a). Gene Ontology annotation, biological process: signal transduction. The transcript is spliced from 46 exons. Gene Ontology annotation, molecular function: protein binding. The record is from RefSeq and is a predicted model, not a curated record. NCBI's taxonomy places the organism in Eukaryota, Metazoa, Chordata, Actinopteri, Scatophagidae. The coding region runs from base 526 to 6642 and encodes 2038 amino acids.
GUCUCAAGAGCGGCGUUGUUUUUUUUAAUUGAAAUGCUUUAUUGAUUUCUGGAUUUCAGUUAACUAUACAUUCUGUCUUUUAGUGGACCACUUUGGAUUGAACAGAUGUAUUACAGUUUCGGCUUUGACUUUGUAAGAAAAAGAAAGAGACCAGAGAGGAGGGCAGUAGAAAAACUGAACGAGGGAAGUGUAUGUGAGCAAGUGAGAGAGGGAGAGUGCGAGUGUGGAAGAGAGUGAGAGAGAGGGGGAGAGAGAGCUGCGCUGCAGUAACAUCCCACAGCAGACGGCUGAGGACUGCCGGUGUGUGUGUGUGACUGCACUGCUGAAGAGGAGGAGGAGGAGGAGGAAGAUUCAGAGGGAGAGCACGCUCGCAGACUCUGCAGGGCCAUAGAGGAACGCACAGCAGCAGCGACCGUGUGAGUGUUGGCCGGCGCCAGGUAGAAGCCUCAGCACCGCGUCGCCUCGCAGACCUUCGCAGUAGGACCUGGACACGUCAACACUGCCCAGACCACCACUACCAACACCAUGGCACAAGCGGCCAAACAUCUCCGCAAGAACAAGGAUUUAGAAGCCCAGGCAGAGCAGGAGCGCAAAGAGAAGGAGGAGGAGAGGGUCAAAAAGAGGAGUCGCUCGCGGGAUAAAAAGCGCAAGGCCCACGCCGUGCAUCGCUGGCUAAUCGAUCAGGACAGUAGUGUGAGCUCUGAGAUGCCGGAUGGCCAAGGAGUAUGGCACUAUGAUGAUGAAGCAGAUGCUGGCAACAGUUUCCUUCGGGCGGCCCGUUCUGGCAACCUAGACAAGGCCCUGGAACAUAUCAAAAAUGGCAUCGAUAUAAAUACAGCCAAUCAGAAUGGGCUCAACGGGCUGCAUCUGGCCUCGAAAGAAGGCCACGUCAAAAUGGUGCUGGAACUACUCCACAAUGGAAUUGUCCUGGAGACCACCACAAAGAAGGGGAACACGGCCCUGCACAUCGCAGCCCUGGCAGGGCAGGAGCAGGUGGUCACAGAGCUGGUUAACUACGGGGCCAAUGUCAACGCUCAGUCCCAGAAGGGUUUCACUCCACUUUACAUGGCUGCACAAGAAAACCAUCUAGAGGUUGUGAAGUUUCUUCUGGAGAACGGGGCCAAUCAGAGCAUUCCAACUGAGGAUGGAUUUACUCCCCUCGCCGUGGCACUUCAGCAGGGACAUGAAAAUGUCGUAGCCCUGCUCAUCAACUACGGCACCAAGGGAAAGGUCCGCCUCCCCGCGCUGCACAUCGCAGCACGCAACGACGAUACACGCACAGCCGCAGUGCUUCUGCAGAAUGACCCCAAUCCUGAUGUCCUCAGCAAGACUGGAUUCACUCCCCUCCACAUUGCUGCACACUAUGAAAACUUGAACGUAGCUCAGUUGUUGCUUAACAGAGGAGCCAAUGUCAAUUUCACCCCAAAGAAUGGUAUCACUCCUCUGCACAUUGCAUCCAGACGAGGGAAUGUGAUCAUGGUCCGGCUCCUGCUGGACAGAGGGGCUCAGAUUGAUGCCAAGACCAAGGAUGAGCUGACUCCUCUGCACUGUGCAGCCAGAAAUGGUCAUGUAAGGAUUAUAGAGAUCCUGCUGGACCAUGGAGCCCCCAUCCAGGCAAAGACCAAGAAUGGCCUGUCUCCAAUCCACAUGGCAGCACAGGGGGACCACAUGGACUGUGUCAAGCAGCUUCUGCAGUACAACGCAGAGAUCGAUGACAUCACACUGGACCACCUUACCCCUCUGCAUGUGGCGGCACACUGCGGCCACCACCGCAUGGCCAAAGUACUGCUGGACAAAGGGGCCAAACCCAACUCUCGGGCAUUGAAUGGCUUCACUCCUUUGCAUAUUGCUUGCAAAAAGAACCACAUGCGUGUGAUGGAUCUCCUGCUUAAACACUCUGCAUCAUUAGAGGCUGUGACUGAGUCUGGCCUGACCCCCUUGCAUGUGGCAUCAUUUAUGGGUCAUCUCAACAUUGUGAAGAUCCUGCUGCAAAAAGGAGCCUCCCCCAGUGCCUCCAAUGUGAAAGUGGAGACUCCUCUCCAUAUGGCAUCUCGGGCAGGACACUAUGAGGUGGCAGAGUUUUUGCUGCAGAACAGGGCUCCAGUGGAUGCCAAGGCCAAGGACGACCAAACACCUCUGCAUUGUGCUGCUCGUAUGGGCCACAAAGAGCUAGUGAAGCUCCUGCUGGACCACAAAGCCAACCCCAACUCCACCACCACAGCCGGCCACACACCCUUACACAUCGCUGCCCGGGAAGGUCAUGUACAAACUGUACGCAUCUUACUGGAUAUGGAGGCUCAGCAGACCAAGAUGACCAAGAAAGGCUUCACUCCACUUCAUGUGGCAUCAAAGUAUGGAAAGGUGGACGUAGCAGAGCUGUUGUUGGAGAGAGGAGCCAACCCUAAUGCUGCGGGCAAGAAUGGUCUGACUCCGCUGCACGUUGCCGUGCAUCACAACAACCUGGAUGUUGUUAACUUGCUUGUCAGCAAGGGAGGGUCACCACACAGUGCAGCCAGGAAUGGCUACACUGCCCUCCACAUAGCAUCUAAGCAGAACCAGGUGGAGGUGGCUAACAGCCUGCUGCAGUACGGAGCUUCAGCCAAUGCUGAGUCGCUGCAGGGAGUCACACCUCUCCACCUGGCCUCGCAGGAGGGAAGGCCCGACAUGGUCUCCCUGCUCAUCUCCAAACAGGCUAAUGUCAACCUUGGAAACAAGAGUGGAUUAACCCCACUGCAUCUGGUGGCACAGGAGGGACAUGUCGGCAUUGCGGAUAUCUUGGUGAAGCAAGGGGCUUCAGUCUAUGCUGCCACACGAAUGGGUUACACUCCUCUCCAUGUAGCUUGUCACUAUGGCAACAUCAAAAUGGUGAAGUUCCUGCUGCAACAACAGGCCAAUGUCAACAGCAAAACAAGGCUUGGUUACACUCCUCUGCACCAGGCCGCCCAGCAGGGACACACAGACAUUGUGACACUGUUGCUGAAGCAUGGAGCUCAGCCCAAUGAGACAACAGCAAAUGGUACUUCGGCCCUGGCCAUUGCCAAGAGGUUGGGCUACAUCUCUGUGAUCGACGUCCUGAAGCUCGUCACUGAGGAGACGGUGUCCAUGACGACCACUGAGAAACAUCGUAUGAGUUUCCCAGAAACAGUGGAUGAGAUACUUGACGUGUCUGAGGAUGAAGGAAUUGCUCAGCUAACAUUAGGAGAGGAGCUCUUGGGGACAGAAGGGGCCAGGUACAUGAAGAUGGAUGACAUGAAAGACCAUGAUGACGAUUUCCUCUCCCCCAAGAAAUCACUGGAGUACGAGAGAGGGCUGGGCACAGCGAAUUACUCGCCAGCCAUUCCCAGGAUACCCCGCGUCUCUCCAGAGACCGUUAUCCUGAAGGAACACGAGAUAGAUCAGCAACACACUCCGCUUCCACUGCCCAAAGAAUAUGAUGAGGACUCACUGAUUCCCAGCAGCCCAGCGACUGAGACGUCAGACAACGUCAGCCCAGUUGCCAGUCCCAUACACACAGGGUUCCUGGUCAGUUUUAUGGUAGAUGCUCGGGGCGGCUCAAUGCGAGGCAGCAGGCAUAACGGUCUGCGUGUCAUCAUACCUCCGCGGACCUGUGCGGCACCCACCCGCAUCACCUGCCGCCUGGUGAAGCCGCAGAAGCUGACCAGCCCCCCUCCACUGGUGGAGGGAGAGGGGCUGGCCAGCAGGAUCAUCUCCCUGGGUCCAGCUGGCAUGCAGUUCCUGGGACCGGUGAUAGUGGAGAUCCCCCACUUUGCUGCUCUGGGUCGUGGUGACCGGGAGCUUGUGGUGCUGAGGAGCGAGAAUGGCUCAGUCUGGAAAGAACAUCGCAAUCGCUACGGAGACGAGGUGCUAGAAACAAUUCUCAACGGGAUGGAUGAGGACUUAGAAAGCCAAGAGGAGCUCGGGAAGAAGCGAAUCCGUCGCAUCAUCUCCACCGACUUCCCCCUUUACUUUGCCGUUGUAUCACGAGUGCAGCAAGAGAGCGAUCUGAUUGGACCGGAGGGAGGUUCCCUGACAAGUAAACUGGUGCCAAUGGUCCAGGCCACAUUUCCUGAGACGGCAGUCACCAAACGAGUCCGUCUGGGGCUGCAGGCUCAGCCAGUUCCAGAUGAGCUGGUUGCAAAGCUGCUGGGUAACCAGGCAAACUUUAGUCCUGUGGUCACUGUGGAGCCUCGGCGGCGCAAGUUUCACCGGCCCAUCGGCCUGCGUAUACCCCUGCCACCUUCCUGGAAGGAGAGCCCCCGGGACUCUGGGGAGGGUGACACCACCAGUCUGCGCCUGCUCUGCUCUGUCAUAGGUGGCACAGCCCAAGCCCAGUGGGAAGACAUUACUGGCACCACCAAGCUUUUGUAUGCUAAUGACUGUGCCAGUUUCACAACCAAUGUUUCAGCACGAUUCUGGCUGGCAGAUUGUCCUCGGACAGCCGAGGCCGUCUCUUUUGCCAACCUGCUCUACAGAGAGCUGUCAGCUGUCCCCUACAUGGCCAAGUUUGUGGUGUUUGCAAAGAUGAACGAGUUACGUGAGGGUCGCCUGCGCUGCUACUGCAUGACUGACGAUAAGAUGGAUAAAACCCUGGAGCAACAUGAGAACUUCACAGAGGUGGCUCGCAGCAGAGACAUAGAGGUGAUGGAGGGAAUGCCGCUUCACCUGGAGUGUUCAGGGAACCUCGUGCCGGUUAGGAAGGCCACUCAGCAGCCUCGCUGCUUUAGCUUCCAGGCCUUCAGAGAUAACCGACUUCCUGUCUCUGUUAAGGUGAGAGACAGCAGUAAAGAGCCCACUGGAUUUCUGUCUUUCCUGCGCAAGUCGACCAAGUAUGAAGACAGCCAACAUGUGCUCUGUAACCUCAACAUUACCAUGCCUCCGUGUAUCAGGAUUGUUGGGAGUGAAGACCGGAGGCGAACUCUGACUCCGCUGGCUUUAAGGGAGAGAUACAGCGCCCUGAAUGAACCUGCUAUGGCAUCAAUGAGUGCCAUGGAGAGGACAGAGCUGAAAAUGGCUGUGAUUGCAGAACAGUUGGGACUAAGCUGGGCUGAGUUGGCACGCGAGCUUCAGCUCAGCGUGGAUGACAUCAAUAAGAUCCGUGUGGAGAAUCCCAACUCACUGCUGGAGCAGAGCUCUGCGCUGCUAAACCUGUGGGCCACACGCGAGGGCAAAAGGGCCAAGAUGGAGAGCUUGUAUGCUGCUCUGAAGAGCAUCGACCGUAUGGAUAUAGUCAACAUGCUGGAGGGCCAGCCGCCUCAACCCGCCAGACAAGGCUCCCGCGAUCUCAGACGCCGGCACAACGACAGAGAGCACCUGUCCCCGGGUAUGACCAAUGGUUAUGGUCUGGCACAGGAAGAGCUUCUCUCACCGGCUUCCAUGCAGUACAGCCUGCCCUCUCCACUUGGUUCUGAGCCUUACUGGCAGGAAGUCUCCAGUCUGGACUGUGCACCCAUUGCCACCACAGAAGAAGACACCCUGAUGGAGAUGUCUGAUGUGCAGGUGUGGCCCUCAGGCAACAGCCCCUCACUGGUGCCUGUGGAGGACUCCUCGCUGGAGUGCAGCAAUGCUGACGAUUCAGAAGGUCUUCUAGGGUUGCCCUAUGGAAGUCUGGGUCGGCCGGCAAGUCAGGCCAGCGCGGCCAGCGUGGGGGGUGGGGUGCUGAGUGGCUCCAUUGAGCUACCCGAAGACGAUUCAGAGAUGGGCGUUGACUCGCUCAGCACUGCCACGCCAGCCUCGCUCGGGGGUACCAUCGCUGGGAUGAAUCUUAACGGGCUGAACAACGGUCAGGGGUCAGAGGCAAGUUCGGAGGUAUCUGCAUUCACCAGUACGACUGGUGGAGAAGGAGCUGGAGGAGGAGGAGGAGGAGGAGGAGGAGGAGGAGGAGGGACGGGCUCAGUGGAAGGGCUUUCUCUUGUUGCAGGACAGCAAAGGGUGUAUGCUCGGCUGAGUGAGUCACCUGGUCUCAGCUGUGUUUCAGAUCGGAAUGGAGACAGGUCAGGUAAUAGUGGAAACGGAGGUGGUGGAGGCUCUUUCCUUUCCUACCUGCAGGAACAGACAGGCCCGGGAUGGAUCCCUGUCACCGAUCCUACGCAGGCCUGGGUGGGCAGUCAACCCAGGCAGGCCAUGGACACCAUGAUGUCAUCAGUUUGUAACUCUGUGGAUGGAGAUCAGUCCCAUGUAUCCCAGGAGGCCUUGCUACAGCCUGUGAGGGACAUGGGGCACUCAGAGAUCUUACGGGGACACUUCAGAGGUACCCAGCCAUUUGAGAAGGGUUUGGGCUUCCCCCACAGAGUACCUGAGCUGAGGGCCUGGGAUGACGUGCGUCUAAAGGGCCAGGGUGAUGAGGUCGAAGAUCUUCCUGGGGAGCAAGUAAGCGAGGAACAGUUCACGGACGAACAUGGAAACAUUGUCACAAAAAAGAUUGUGCGUAAGGUUGUGCGCAGAGGGAAGGGUUCAGGUGAGGAGGGGGUUCAGGAGGUGAACGUGGAGGGUUCUCUGCAGGACGCCAACGAGCUGGAGGUUGACGCUGAGCAGUACAUGAGCUACGCCAUCCUGGGUCGGGACAGCAGCAAGCCCGAUACUGUGGAUGUGAAGAAAGGUGCUCAAAUAGUGAAAUGUGCCAGUCUGCGGAGAGUUAAGCAGUGAGGCAGACUGAGUGCUGCGUCCCUGCAGAGUUCUCCACAGGAUUCAACCCCUUCACCAAAACCAUCCUACAUGGACACAUGACCAGCAGCAGCAGCAGCUGACCGGAGGAGGAACAUUCAUUAAAAGGCAGACAGAUAGAAAUGAAGGGCAACAGACACCGACGUCAUGACAACCACGGCGGAUACUGAUGAGGGAUACGGAGUUACUUGUAGUUUUUAUUACCUUUUUUUUUUUUUUUUUUAAGAAACCGUGGGGGGGAGAAUAAACAUCCACUACUAGGCUAGAAGAAGCAUGAUUUCGUAUAAAACAAAAGCCAAACACGAACAAAAAAAAAACAAAAAAAAACAAAAAAAAUCUAGCAACCAAAACGUGCUUCCUGUUAUCUGUAUCAGCAUGAGUGACUGCUGCCGCAUGGCCUGUCUUUAACUACAAAUACUGAGGGGAAUACAAGGGAGGGUAAAAGUGACGGGGAGGGCUGGGGAUAAGACACUGCUGUGUGGGACAGGCAUGCAAUGUGGGGUAUGGUCAACCACUGGCCCGUUUUCUGAACCAAUAGGGGAAAGUUUAUCAGUCGAAAAAAAACAAAAAAAAGGGAAAGUAAAAUACUGAGAAUUGCAUAAUCUCUAGGCAACAGGAUCCUCCUCACCCACUUCCUCCUCCCUGUCACAUUCUUCCAGCUAAGAGCAUCACAAACUAGUUUUAAACCUGAUCCCAGUGCUGUCAAAGUCCAGUAAGGCUACAACGUAUCACCCAAGGAUAUCUGUGUUGUACAUAAUAUCGUAUGCACUAAAAUGCUCUACGUGACUGUGCUACGUGUGUUGUUUCUGUUCUAAGAUCCCUCUGAGACGCCACUGAUGCUGCUGUUUCAGGUACACAAGAAUUUCCUCUCUGUUUUCCUCGUUUGGUUCGUUUGGCCUGAACCUGUAUAUUGUUCUAUAUAUCUUGAGAUCUUCGUGGGUACAAGAACAUACAGAUGUCGUCUCGCUCUGCCUGUUUCAAAUGUUUCGUGUGUCAGGUUGUCUGUUUCUUUGUGCUUUCCAUGUGCUCUCGCCCUUUUGCUUUUGACAUGUCAAACUGUAGGGGGAAGACCCACGGUAAGCCACUUACUGCACUGUGGGUUUUUGAGCUUCGGGAGGCAGGUUCACCGCAGAGAAACCUGCCUCCCUAACCUUCCUCUGGAGAGUUUUGCCUUGUGGAGAAGGUGACAAUGAGAUAUAUGGUGAGUGACAGAUUAUCGCAAGAGAUUAAUCGACUCUACCAUCCCACUCCUCUGCCUUUUCUCGUCCCCGGUGUGCUGUUUUGUGUUAAUCAGAUGUCUGUCCGAGCCAAAUCCCAAUACCAGUCUUCACUUUCAAUUUUGCCUUCAUCGCCCUACCUCCACCCCCUUGCACUUCCAGACAGAGUAGAUGUAGCAGUCCCGCCCUCUUCCAGCAGGGGGCAGGAUCCCACCUUCAGCAGUGUCUGAUUGACUUCAUCAUGCAGUUUAUACCCACCACCACCACCACCACCACACAUGAGGUGCACUUAAACACCAUUUCACCGCCACCAGAAGAUGUCACUUGACAAGAGCAAAGUAGCUGAAAUGCUGGUAAUAAUGUAGCACUGGUUUGACUGUGGGAAAAGACGAAGAGUCAGCUGGAGAGAGGAAAGUGUCGUGUUGAGGGUCGAGGACAUGUUGAGCUUUGAUGUUUGUCUCCUUGGCGGUUAUUUAGAGAGUAGAAAAGACAGUCAGUCACCUAUCACUGUGAUGAGAAACUGUAAUACUGACCCGCAACUGUGAGCCUGACCCUUCCCGAAGCGCGUCUCUUGUUUCACUCCUUUUCUUUUGUCCUUUAUUCAAUGUCUUAACUGUACUUCAGAAGAAGCAAUAACUGCUUGGAAAAGGAAAGGAUUGUUUGUGUGCAUGUGCUCGAGUGUGUGUUUGAGUGCGACAGAGAGAGAUGGGGAAAAUAUUAGGAUGAUAGUUCAUGCUCUUCCUAGAAUCAGGCUUUGGGUUUAUUAAUCAUAGCUUUUGGCUACUCCUCACUGCACUCAGAAAUGAUGUCAGUACAUGAUCCCACAUCACUUUGCCUCUCCAGGAAACUAUUAGGCUUUACGCUAAGAUUGGUAUGACUUGAUACCAGCCAUCCCAUCUGCAAAGUUUUGUUACUCAUCAGGGAAUGUGGGUGUGUUCAGUCAUCGUUUUUAAACCUUAACGUUAUUAAUAUGCGCCUUGAAGGAAAUCCUGCUGUAUGCGUGUUUGUGUGUGUGUGAUUUUAAUAUCACGUAUUCAGUCCUGGAUCCUGGGACAACGCUGUGACAAUAUCACAGGAAGUAAUACUGCAAACGGACAAAUAGAAGAGGCUCUCAGAGUAUACGUGUAACUCUAACUCACGUGUUUUUUAAAGUUGAUUUACCUCAGCGAGCGUGCCAUCCGACAUGAUAUCAUUUCAUUUCAACAUUGUGUUCGACAUUGGAUGCUUUAUGAUGGAAAAAAUGUGGAAGUCACAAAAACUGUUGCAAUAAUCACCCAUCAACAAGUGUUUGUUUUGUACGGCUUCACGGCCAGAGAUGAUGAAUGUAUGGUCUUGGUAUACUGUAAGUCUUGUUAUAAAGUAGUCAUCUGUGUUGGCUCUGUA